Aspergillus terreus NIH2624 is the source of this 582-nucleotide messenger RNA. RefSeq names its product actin-related protein 2/3 complex subunit 5 family protein. Gene Ontology annotation, molecular function: actin filament binding. NCBI's taxonomy places the organism in Eukaryota, Fungi, Ascomycota, Eurotiomycetes, Eurotiales, Aspergillaceae. Gene Ontology annotation, biological process: Arp2/3 complex-mediated actin nucleation; regulation of actin filament polymerization. Bases 1 to 582 code for a protein of 193 amino acids. Gene Ontology annotation, cellular component: cytoplasm; actin cytoskeleton; Arp2/3 protein complex. The transcript is spliced from 2 exons. The record is from RefSeq and is a predicted model, not a curated record.
AUGUCUCAAAUCAACUACCGCACAAUCAACAUCGACGCCUACGACCCGGAGUCCUCGGUGAACUUCCCCAUGGAGACGCUCCUCCCGGCCACGCUCCCACCCCCCGAAACCUCCAGCGACGCCGCCACCGUCGCCAGCCAGGUGCGCCAGCUCCUCCGCAGCGGCGACUCGGAGGGCGCCAUGCGCCACGUGCUGGACACCGCGCCGCUGGGCGGCGACGACCGCGCAAAGGAGGUGCACAUGGCCACCGUCACCGAGGUGCUGCAGGGCAUCCGGCAGGGCGAGAUGACCCGCGUCCUGGAGGGCGUGUGUAGCGGGGAGGGCGGCUCCGAGCGGGCGGACUGUCUGAUGAAGUAUCUGUACAAGGGGAUGGCCUCGCCGGCGGCCGGCGGCGGCGCGCAGUCGCCCCGCAAGUCGGUCUCGCCGCAGAGUACCGGCUUCUCGCAGAUCCAGGCCCGCAAUCUCGGCGAGGGCGGCAGCAGCCAGCAGAUGAGUGUGUUGCUGAGCUGGCAUGAGAAGCUGGUCGAGCUGACGGGGACUGGAUCGAUUGUGCGGGUCAUGACGGAUCGGAGAACGGUCUAA